Olea europaea var. sylvestris is the source of this 1718-nucleotide messenger RNA. RefSeq names its product secretory carrier-associated membrane protein 1-like. Lineage: Eukaryota; Viridiplantae; Streptophyta; Magnoliopsida; Lamiales; Oleaceae. The transcript is spliced from 13 exons. The record is from RefSeq and is a predicted model, not a curated record. Gene Ontology annotation, biological process: protein transport. Bases 281 to 1198 code for a protein of 305 amino acids. Gene Ontology annotation, cellular component: recycling endosome membrane; trans-Golgi network membrane.
GGCAGGCUGGCAUUCGCGUGCGGAUAAAUUCUACCCCGGCAGUUACAUUGCCAAUAAUACCAUUUUGGUGGGAAUUUAACAGUUCAUUCUUUAAAGGAGUAGAGAAAUAUUUAUCAAAAUUAAUAAUAUUUCGAGGGCCGUACAUUCUCCCUGAGGCCGAAAAUCAAAACCCUAUUUCUUACCAUUUACAGUACCAAUCUUCUCGAUAACUUUUUCGUUUUUCCAUUUUCUUUAAAGCUGGUUUGCAGAAUUUCAAUUUUCUUUUUUAUAAUUCGUUGUUAUGGCUGGCCGUUAUGAUUCCAAUCCGUUUGAUGAAGAAGAAGAUAAUCCGUUUGCGGAUCAAGGAUCUCGAGGUAGGGGUCAAUCAAAUUAUGGUGGAGGUGCAUUUUAUAUGAUAAAUCCUGGAAUUGUGCCUGCUGCAAACUCAAGGCUUUCACCUCUUCCUCCUGAACCUGCUGGCUAUGAUCGUGGUGCAACGGUUGAUAUUCCUCUUGAUAGUUCCAAUGACCUGAAAAACAGAGAAAGAGAACUGCAAGCUAAACAGGCAGAACUGAAAAAAAGGGAACAGGAACUAAAACGGAGGGAAGAUGCUAUUGCACGAUCUGGAGUUGUUAUUGAGGAAAAAAAUUGGCCACCAUUUUUUCCUAUUAUUCAUCAUGACAUUGGAAAUGAAAUUCCAAUCCAUCUGCAGAAGCUGCAAUAUGUUGCAUUCACGUCAUUUUUGGGUUUGAUAGUGUGUCUUCUAUGGAACGUUGUAGCAGUUACCUUAGCUUGGAUUAAAGGGGAAGGUCCAACAAUUUGGUUUCUUGCUAUAAUAUACUUCAUAUCGGGUGUUCCAGGAGCCUAUGUAUUCUGGUAUCGUCCACUUUAUCGUGCAAUGAGGACAGACAGUGCUUUGAAGUUCACUUGGUUCUUCUUGAGUUACGUGUUUCAUAUUGGCUUCUGUGUCUUUGCUGCCGUUGCUCCUCCCAUCAUUUUUAAAGGAAAAUCUUUGACUGGAAUCUUGCCUGCAAUUGACGUUUUAAGUGGUAACGCUUUGGUUGGGAUAUUCUAUCUUGUGGGAUUUGGAUUCUUCUCUAUUGAAUCCCUGAUUAGCAUAUGGGUUAUUCAGCAAGUUUACAUGUACUUCAGAGGUAGUGGAAAGGCUGCAGAGAUGAAGAGAGAAGCAGCAAGAUCAACGAUGAUGGCAGCAUUGUGAUGUGAGAGUUGAGCGGCGGAGGUAGUUUGUGUUUACCUGGUUUGAUUGUUUAAUUCUUCGAUUCUUGUUAUGGGACUCUCUGAUGCAUAGUAAACCAGUAUAGAACAGUUUCAUUCUUAGACCAAGAACAUCUCUCUCUGCCGUUUCCCAUCCCUGUGGGUAUGUUUUGUACCCUGUUUUUACCAUUCAUUUCAAAUCUGAGAAGGGCAAGGCAAGGGAGAUAUAAUUGAUAUAGUAAUUGAUUUUCUUACAGUUGAAAUUUAGUCUCUCACAAUUUUCCUGGGAAAUGUCAAAACCUAUAUCGUUAACUUUCGCAGUCAACAGACAACAGUUUAUUUGCAAUAAGGACAGCACAAGCAUUUGACAUCUAGAAAUUAGAGUCUUUUUUGUUUUCGGGGAAGAGGGUCUCUUCCCAGAAUCCAUUAGGAAUUUUGGGAUAUUAUUUUCCCUAACCCCCCGUUGUGGUGGCGUGGAAGGAAGCCAUAUUAUUAAGCAUUUUUUUGAGAAAAUUUAUGCUUCA